Molecule: messenger RNA, 963 nt
Organism: Helobdella robusta
Lineage: Eukaryota; Metazoa; Annelida; Clitellata; Rhynchobdellida; Glossiphoniidae
Exons: 1
Coding region: 1-963 (320 amino acids)
Source: RefSeq, a predicted model, not a curated record
AUGGACCAGCUACGAUUUGAAUUUGCAGUGUUGCCAGCGAGUGAUGGAAAGUCAAAUGUAUAUUGUGUAACCUCCAUAACGACAAGAGAUGAAAAAGUGUUUGCUAUUCCAGAAGAAUUACAGUCUGCUAGUCUUCAUAAAGAGUUGAUAAAGACAGCUGCGUACAAUAAAAUAAAAAAUAGUUUAAAAAAAAGACAUCAGACGAGAAAAAUUUGGAUUACAAUGACAAAUGAACUAAGUAACGUGUACAUAGAUGAAGAUGGUAAUCUACAAUUUGGAGAUCAAUAUCUCGAAGAAAUUGAACAAAAGCAAGCAUCUGGUAAUUUAGGAAAAAAUACAGAUUCAUUGGAAAAAUUAUUUACAAAAUUUAUUGAAAGCUCACAAGAUUUAAAAAAACAGAACCUGAAAUAUAUUGCAGAAAAGUUUAUAAUUGAAAGAUUUACAAGUAAAAAUACUAACCCAAGCCAGUGGAUUGAUGUUUUUGAAAAAGAAUGGAACCAAGUGACUUAUGCGUUGUUAUUUAAGUACAAGGAUGGUUCAUUGGUGGAUUAUGCUAUAAAAAAAGAAAAACUUUUACUGGACAUGAGAACAUCAAUAGAUACAGGUACUCUAGUGGAUCUAAUUGCAGCUGGAUUGCCAGGCUUUGUUCUAGAAAAGAUAAAUAGACAAUCAAUGGAAGAUACAGUAGACUUAUUCAAUGAAGUAAGAAAGUAUGAACAUUUGAUGAAUAAAAAUAAGAAUGGAACCUACACGAGAUACGAAAACCAGAAGAUAUAUAACAAAAUUGAGGAACGUACUGCAUGCAAAAUAUGUGAACGGUUAAAUAAAGGUAUACGCUACCAUCCAGAGGCUGCAUGUUGGUUUAAAAUGAGAGAUAAUAAUAAAUUUGAUAGAAGAUAUAUAAAACAUAUCAACAAUUCAGUGAUUGAAGCAGAGUUAAAUGAAACAAAACAAAAAAACUAA